AUCCCGAUAAUAUCAAAAAACCAAACAAAGUCUGCAAACACGAAACACCCCCCAAAACAAAGAAAGAGAAAAUCCAGUGUGUUUCUGUGAGGAAAAGAGCUUACCAAUUUGCUGUUCUUUCCCGUCAAACGUGAAUUCCAUAUGGGCAAAAUCUAACUGGGUUUGAAGCAAUCUUCAAUCAAGUGUCAAUUUUUUUUUUCUGGGUAUGUUAAAUUCAUCAAAAUUUGUUGGUUUUUUCUGAAUCAACCACGACAAAAUAUGUGGGGUUUUGGAGGAAGGUACUAUUGGGGGAGGAGAGAGAGAGUGAGGAAAAGCGACGGAAUUGUAGUUGUAUUCGGUUGGAUGUCUAGUGAAGAGAGGCAUUUGAAGCAUUACAUCGAUCUUUACGCUUCUUUGGGUUGGAAUUCUCUUGUUUGUCACUCUCAAUUCCUCAAUUCAUUCUUCCCUGAUAAGGCGACAUUUUUGGCUCUGAACAUUCUGGAUGAGCUUAUAGAGGAGCUGAAGGCAAAUCCGUGCCCUGUUGUGUUUGCAUCCUUUUCCGGCGGUCCAAAGGCUUGCAUGUAUAAAGUUCUACAGAUAAUUGAAGGGAAAUGUAAGACACCUGACAAUCAGAUUAACUAUCAAGCUCUCAGAGACUACAUCGCCGGCCACAUUUAUGACUCCAGUCCUGUGGACUUUACCAGUGACUUGGGCACUCGUUUUGUUCUUCAUCCAUCAGUCCUAAAAGUAUCAAACCCACCAAGAUUUGUAUCGUGGUUAGCAAAUGGUAUUGCCUCUGGUUUAGAUGGCCUUUUCCUUAGUAGGUUUGAAUCACAACGGGCUGAGUACUGGCAGACUCUAUACUCUUCAGUUACAAUGGGAGCACCGUAUCUCAUAAUGUGCUCAGAAGAUGAUAAUCUUGCUCCCUGUGAAACAAUUUGCAAUUUUGCACGCCGGUUGCAGGAACUUGGUGGUGAUGUCAAACUAGUGAAAUGGACCAGCUCUCCCCAUGUAGGUCACUAUCGACAGCAUCCAGUUGAUUAUAAGGGUGCUGUGACUGAGCUACUGGGAAAGGCAUCAGCCAUUCAAUCACAAAGGACACGGAGGCUUGAAGGAGGGGCAAUGGGCUUUGAAGGUUCUCGUGAUGAUAUCUCCGAACCAAUUGGGGACCUAAGGAAAGCCACAGCCAGGUCAAAUGACAUCUUUAAGAAAUUAUCAGUUGAGCUGGCAGAACAUGCGGUUGUGCCCAAAAGCUCCUUUGAGUAUGAUGGUGGUAGAGCUGUCGGGUCAGUCCAAGAUGAAAAGCCUGGCCUUGUCCAGUUACCCAGCCCACCAAGGAUCAAUGCUAAUGGGGUUCUUGGCCAAAUCCUCUUUGAUGUAUGUGUUCCAAAAAACAUAGAAGAAUGGGAUGUAGGACCACUAAGCUCUUUGCGUCAGUCACCAUUUCCUUCAACAAGGAGGCACUCCAUGCAUUUUAAUCCCAUUAAAUGCAUACGACGUCCCAGGUUAUAAUUUGCAAGUCUGAAGUCUGAGUUUUAUAUUAUGGAAGAGUGAGAUGAAGUUCCUUCUAACUCAAGAGUCAAGACCAAUGCUCGAGUGCAUUUCACUGCAAAUGAAUGUGGUGAAACAAGUGAGAAACCGAAUACAAAGGGAAAAUAUUAAAUAAGCUUCUCUCUCUGAUUGCUGCGAUAUAUAGGCUGGCACACCUUUAGUUUUAUGUUUAUGUUACCCUAUAAGAAUGUACAGUGGUUUGUCAUGGACCGUCGGUAAAGCUUAUGUAAAAUAAAGUAUGUCAAUUAACCUUAUUACAGUUUUCUAAAGACUAAUACAAGUAGUAGUGAGGAUGACGACGCUUCAUUGUUGA
Molecule: messenger RNA, 1843 nt
Organism: Spinacia oleracea (spinach)
Lineage: Eukaryota; Viridiplantae; Streptophyta; Magnoliopsida; Caryophyllales; Amaranthaceae
Exons: 7
Coding region: 259-1491 (410 amino acids)
Source: RefSeq, a predicted model, not a curated record